AAGAGGCGGAUAUGAAGGAGGCCAGCAUGGUGACAUUUAUCUGUGUAAAGCAGGAAACUAUAUCUCAAGGGGGACUGUUUAAAAAAAAAAAAAAAUUGUGUAACGACUAUAUAAGCGGCUAGAUCAGCGAGAAGUGUGUAUUCGUAACAGUUAUAUAUACGAUGCGGUAUUUCGUUUUGUAAUGGUGAAAUGUAUCAUAUGAUACACUUACCAUUUCUUUAAAUACAAAACGGGAAGGUUAUAUAGAGCGAGGCUGAGUUAUGCUUGACACAUACCGGCAAAUUCUUUCAAGCGCGAGACAAUUGUAACAAUCGUCAGCAUACAUUCCUUUUACAAGUUUUCCCAAAUUAAAAAUCGCCAUUUAAUUUAAUUCUUCCUCUCUGCUGCUUGAAUUUAUGGUAAUAUUUAUCUCAUUUCGUGUUUAUGCAACCCAGCAAUUAUAACACUUAAUUUGCGCUUUAAACAUUUGUAAUAAUGGGGGUUGGAACCGAGAACAGAACCCCGAACACAUCUAGUAAGUUUGCCUUGCACGUUGGAGAGGAAAAAGAGGAGGCAGCGCUUGCCAAGAUGACAGCCGCCAACCCUGAAGCCAUGCAGUUGGCGAAUGUUGAUCAAACUACUGAACCGAGAGGGACUUGGGGUCGGCGCCUGGAGUUCGUGCUCGCCUCCAUCGGUUAUGCGGUGGGUUUGGGAAACGUGUGGCGCUUUCCGUACCUGUGCUACAGGAGCGGAGGAGGUGCUUUCUUGAUUCCCUACUUUAUCAUGUUGUUACUCUGUGGUAUCCCCCUGCUCUUCAUGGAGUUCACCGUUGGGCAGUACACUCGUCUGGGGCCAGUCCACGCUCUGGCUAAAAUAUGUCCCCUCUUCAAAGGUGUGGGACUUGCCACAGUGGUCAUUUCUUUUGUGCUCUGCACCUACUACAAUGUGCUCAUGACCUGGGCCCUCUAUUACCUGCUUAACUCUUUCAACCUCUCGUUGCCAUGGCAAUCCUGCAAUAACACAUGGAAUGCAGUUGGCAACUGUUCCACUGGUUUCCCUGGCAAUGCCACACAUCUGCAAUCAGCGAGUCAACAGUUCUUCGAUCAUAAGGUGCUCGACAUGACAAAGGGGAUUGAGCACACUGGAGGGAUUCGCUGGGAGCUGUUUGGCCUUCUAGUUCUGGCCUGGGCCAUUGUUUAUUUCUGCAUCUUUAAAGGAGUCAAAUCCACAGGAAAGGUUGUGUACUUCACUGCUACGUUCCCUUAUUUCAUACUGUUUGCUUUGCUGAUCAAUAAUGUCCAGCUGCCUGGAGCUAAAGAUGGCAUCCUCUUCUUCCUCAUGCCAAACUGGAGCAAGCUCUUGGAAGUCCAGGUUUGGGUCAACGCUGCUGCUCAGAUCUUUAACUCCAUUGGAAUCUCCUUUGGUUCUAUGAUAUCUAUGGCCAGUUACAACAAGUACAACAACAACAUUCUCCGGGACACAUUUAUCGUUGCUCUUGCUAAUUCAGCCACCAGUAUCCUGGCCGGCUUUGUGAUUUUCUCUGCCAUCGGGUACAUGGCCCACAUUCACAGUCUGCCUGUGGAUGACAUUGCCACAGAUGGGCCUGGUCUGGUGUUUGUGGUGUAUCCUGAGGUCUUCUCCACUAUGCCCAUCUCUCAGCUUUGGGCUCCUCUGUUUUUUAUCAUGAUACUCUGCCUCGGACUGGACAGUCAGUUUGCCAUGGUGGAAGUGGCUGUAACAUUCAUCAUGGAUGGUUUUGGCAAGAAAGUUUUGCAAGUUUUUAAGAGGAAGGAGCUGAUUGUUCUGGCGGUGUGCAGUAUUGGCUUCCUGCUGGGGAUUCCUCACAUUUCCAGGGGUGGGAUCUAUGUGUUUCAACUGAUGGAUCACUACACAGCAGUGGUAUCACUGAUGUUUCUGGCCUUCUUCGAGGUGCUCGCUGUCACUCUUAUAUUUGGAGAGAAACGGCUCAGUUUAAUGGUGGAGAACAUGCUGGGAAAGAAACCAAAUCUUUUCUUCCGUGUGUGCUGGCAGUUUCUGUCACUUGUGCUUGUAUUGGGUAUUUUGAUUUCCAGUAUUUUUCAGUAUACUCCAGCUCGAUACGGUAAGUCAUACACAUACCCAGUGUGGGCAGAGGUGGUGGGCUUGUUCAUCUCUCUCAUCUCCAUCAUCUGGAUCCCAUUGGGGGCUCUACACGAGCUCUUGACAACCAAAGGAUCUCUGCUGCAGAGGUUGAAAGUGUCCUUAACUCCGACUGUAGAUCUGGAGCCUGUCUCAGAGAAACCAGCUGCGGUGUCCAUUGCGUUGUUAACUAUCCCUUAGACACUUGCGAGAGUGUGUGUUCUUAAAUGUGUUUACUCGUUAGAGAUGAAGAGUAGCUCUGCUUAAACUGUAAAAAUAUUUGACAGAUUAAGUAUUUAUUUUCUGUUUAUUUGAGAUUUAUGCUGAAUAGUAUAAACCAUAAUAAUGGUCGCAGAAUUACAAUAUGCCAUUAAUUGCAUGGAAAUAUUUAACUAGUUUAACAAAUGUUUUCUUUUUGUUUUUUAUUUUGUUUUUUACAUGUAUUUCAUUAUUUGAUAUCUUAAUUCAGAGUGCUGUGAAACAGCUUUGUAAUGUACAAAAGUGAACUUCUAGAAUGUCAGACAUUCGAGCUUGAAUGCAUUUUUUUAAAUCUAAAAUAUAUCUGACAAUGUAAUGAGAGAGAGAAAGAAAGAGAGAGAGAGAGAGAGAGAGAUGACAAGAUGUGGUAGACUUUCAAAUAUUUACGCUUUGAAACUUAAGUCUACAUAUAAUAUAUCUUUUGAUACACUUAGUUAAAGAAUUUAAAAACCCAGAAGUGAUGUUUAGAAUGUUAGGGAGAAAAUACUUGAUUUAAAAAAAAAAACAUAAUUCCAAAAACUGUUUGGUGUCACUGCACCAACAACGCCUUUACAGAACAAGAAUGUUUCCAUGAAAUUCUUAUAUUCCAAGUUCUCAAAUGUAAAUAUCACCUUGUUGUGGAUACAACAACGUGUUCAGAUUCUAUAGAUUAUAGAAAAGAGAAAUAUAGAAAUGCUGCUUUCUGAGUGUCACUAAUGCCCUUGUGUUCAUGGAGGACCAUGGUUACAUAUACUAGUGUAUAUUAACUGAAAAUCACCUUUAGAACUGAUCACUUUUUACUUUUGUUGCUUUUGCUGUUAGUUAGCAGCUUCAACAUUUACUAUGACACAUAUUAAAACAUAUUCAAAUGUUUAACUGGCAAAAAACCUACAACAUUAUAUUUGCCAAACAUCCCUGAUUUUGAGGAAAAUUAGAGAAAAAGUAAAAGGUUGAAAUUAAAAAUGUGUGUGGCCUUUAUUGUAAGCACUGUUUGAAACUUUCAGACCUAUGCAUUUAGAUAUAGACAAAGAUUUGCCUGAAAUCAAGGUUUACAUUUAAAACAGCUUCUUUUAAUAUUUGCCUUUAAAUUUAGAUUUUCCAAUUUAGAGAGAAAGGUACCUUUAGAAGGAAUUUAGAAAAAUUUGCCAAAGGUUAUAUCAAAAUAUCUGCUGAUACCAAAAUGAGAGAAGCACAUAUUUUUAUUUUUUUUAUUUUUUAUUUAUUUAUUUUUUAUUUUUUUGCAUGGUAGUAUUAAACUAGAAAUAUAAAAGUUAUUCUGCCAUGAUUACAGAACAGCAUAUUACAGAAAUAAUUGAAAAUGUAAAUAAUUCUACAAUUGAACUAUUCCACCCUGAUACGCACAAAUUAUUACAACCUAUUUUAAUCUUUUUGUUUUUGUAUAUCAUACAAUCACAGCUGUUUAGAUAAAGUUUGUCCUUCUAACUACAACACUUUGCUGUAAAUUGUUUAUUUUACUAUAGUUGUUUUUUUAUAUUCAUAUUAUCAUGUUGUGUAUUCAUAUUAUCACAUCUCUGUUUGAAUGAGUACUUUCAUUUUAAUUUGCUUUGUUUGAUAAGAACAAAAUGUAGUACUGAUUGAUAAUGGUCACUUAUAUUUAAACAGUUUAUCUUUGUCGUGUUUAAUAAUUUCUGUUGUAUUUUCUCUGAUUAUCAAGUUAAAAUAAACCUUUUUUAUAUUUAAACUUUUUUGUGUCAUGACAGGCAGUUUCCUAAGCAAUAAGUGGUCUCAUCAAAAUAAAAGGCAUUGUUUUGUCAUUUGCAGAUCUAUU
Messenger RNA from Myxocyprinus asiaticus (Chinese sucker), 4123 nucleotides. RefSeq names its product sodium- and chloride-dependent GABA transporter ine-like. Gene Ontology annotation, biological process: sodium ion transmembrane transport. Bases 475 to 2298 code for a protein of 607 amino acids. The transcript has 13 exons. Gene Ontology annotation, cellular component: membrane. Lineage: Eukaryota; Metazoa; Chordata; Actinopteri; Cypriniformes; Catostomidae. The record is from RefSeq and is a predicted model, not a curated record.